Helianthus annuus (common sunflower) is the source of this 1171-nucleotide messenger RNA. Its product is annotated as receptor-like protein kinase HERK 1. The transcript is spliced from 2 exons. Gene Ontology annotation, cellular component: plasma membrane; plasmodesma. NCBI's taxonomy places the organism in Eukaryota, Viridiplantae, Streptophyta, Magnoliopsida, Asterales, Asteraceae. Bases 167 to 1171 code for a protein of 334 amino acids. Gene Ontology annotation, molecular function: ATP binding; transmembrane receptor protein tyrosine kinase activity. The record is from RefSeq and is a predicted model, not a curated record. Gene Ontology annotation, biological process: protein autophosphorylation.
CCUUAACCUGCCACUUGAUCACUUGCUUGCCGCUGCAGUUACAACAGAUCCGGCUGUCGCUGCUGCUACUAUAUAUUAUCUCCUUCUCUUUCACCACCGCUCGCUCGCUGCUACUCUUCAGAUCUGCUGCUCCGUUUCAUAUCCGUUUCUACUCAUCACCAGAAUCAUGACAACAUCAAUUCCCAAGUUUGCUCACUUACAAAUCCCACUUGAAGACGUAGUAAACGCCACCAACAACUUUGCUGAUGAUAACAUCAUCGGACGCGGUGGAUUGGGACAUGUAUACAAAGGACAACUCCAGCGGUCCGGGGAGUUGAUCACCAUUUCUGCGCUGAGGUUAGAUCGUAAGCACGGUGGAGGAGUCGUCGAGUUCUGGACCGAAGUUUCAAUGCUUUCAGAUCUCAAGCAUCCAAAUAUAGUCUCUAUUGUCGGAUUUUGUGAUGAACAACAUGAGAAGAUCAUUGUGACCACUUAUGAGGCCAAAAAUGGAAGUCUCAAGGAGCAUCUAAGCAACCCGAACCUCACAUGGACGCAAAGAUUGAAGAUAUGUGUAGGCGUGGCUCGUGCGUUGAGUUACCUCCAUUAUGACGAGGGGCGUGGCUAUGGUGUUAUACAUCUUAACAUCAACAGUUCGACAAUUUUAUUAGACAAGAACUGGGAACCCAAGUUAUCCGGUUUUAAAGUUUCUAUCAAACAAUCACUUAACCGAAUGGACCAGGUCGUCCUUUCUGAACCUAUUGGCACAAUAGGGUAUUUGGACCCAGAAAUUGAAAAGUCCAAAGGGGUGACCUGCAAGUCGGAUAUCUACGCAUUCGGUGUUGUUUUAUUCGAGAUAUUGUGUGGGAGGAGAGCAUAUAUUAGGAACGAUGCUAAUAGGUUACUAGCUCCAUUGGUCAUGCAACAUUAUGAAAACGACACGUUGCCAGAUAUAAUCCAUCCCGAUCUAAAGAAUCAAAUGUCCGGAUACCAAAUAUCCGUAAGAUCACUCAGAACAUACUCAGAAACGGCAUAUUCUUGCUUAAAGGAAGAGCGAUCACAUCGCCCACAUAUGCUCAGUAUUGUUAAUAAACUUGAGAAAGCAUUGGAGAAAGCAUUGAAGUUUCAACCACGACCUGAAAAUUUUGAAAGACCUUUUUUGGCUUUUUUGUUUUUCUUUACGCCUUUAAGUUAA